This is a messenger RNA of Macrobrachium nipponense, 1604 nucleotides long. Its product is annotated as prolyl 4-hydroxylase subunit alpha-3-like. Lineage: Eukaryota; Metazoa; Arthropoda; Malacostraca; Decapoda; Palaemonidae. The record is from RefSeq and is a predicted model, not a curated record. Bases 1 to 843 code for a protein of 280 amino acids. Gene Ontology annotation, biological process: peptidyl-proline hydroxylation to 4-hydroxy-L-proline. Gene Ontology annotation, molecular function: iron ion binding; procollagen-proline 4-dioxygenase activity; L-ascorbic acid binding. The transcript has 8 exons. Gene Ontology annotation, cellular component: endoplasmic reticulum.
AUGAGGCCUCGAUCUCUUCAAUGUGUCACUGGGGGACACAUCAGCAAGGAUGAAUUUGAGUCCCUCCUCAUGCUACCAGAACUUGAUGCAUACAGCAGGCCAGAAGAGCCCCAACAGCCAUCAGACACCCAGCUGUCAGCUACUGCCACUUACUGUUCCAUACCAUCAAAUGGCCAUCAGAAGUUUGUCCUUCACCUGAUGGAAAGAAAAUACAGUCCACAUGCUGUAUCAAAAGCAGAUCAAAUUUCAACAAUACAUCAGUGUUCUGUGGCCAUCCCAUUUCUGAAGAGAUCCCUGGUUCAGUCGUCGGACAGCCCUGUCGAGUAUCGGGUGUCUCAUACUGCCUGGCUCAGGGAAGAGAGUCAUCCUGUCCUGCCAAAGAUAGUUCAACGCAUUUCAGAUGUUACUGGUUUGUACACGACUCAGGGACCUCUCAAUAACACAGCUGCUGAAGAUUUACAGGUUUUAAGUUAUGGCAUCGGAGGCCACUAUUUCGAGCACGAGGACUAUUUCUGGAAAGGAUAUGCUGAAGAAACGUGGCCUUCGUUCAGCGAGAAGUACGACCACUACCCAAGUGGUGAUCGCAUGGCAACCUGGAUGUUCUAUCUCUCAGAUGUGGAAGCCGGAGGGAGAACUGCAUUUCCAAAAGCAGGAGUUUCGGUUGUCCCCGUAAAGGGCUCUGCAGUCUUUUGGUAUAACAUAAAGAAGAAUGGAGUAGGAAACGCAAUGUCUCAACAUGGAGGGUGCCCCGUACUGCUUGGGCACAAAUGGGUGGCCAACAAAUGGAUCCGGGAGAACUGGAAUUUUCAGAGGCGUCCCUGCAGUCUGAACCCCGACGACUAAUCUGUGCAGCAAGAAAAGUGACAAGUGAAACAUUUCCAUACGAUUGGGAUCUCACACCGGAAAGAGAUUCGACGAGCCAUCAUCAUCAUCAUUGAAAAGAACUGCGUAGUGAUUGUCUAUGGUAUAAUUUCACUUUGUUCAAGAGGCAUUAAAGGAAAUUCCAUUAAAGUUUAUAUAUUCAUUACCUCUUUGGAGUUUAUUAGAGCGUUGAUAUAUACGAUUUCAGUUAGUUUCAUUUUUCAUUCAUCUAUAUUUCCCUAUUUAUGUUGUGAUCCUGAAAGGUCUGUGAUAUUAUGUUAAAGUUACUGAGUAAUCGAAGAACGGUUUAUAUUUGUUUAUUAAGAAAUUUGAUAGCAAAGCAUUUUAAGAUUCGUGUGGAAUUGGUAUCAAGCUCUUCGUGAGAUGAAGAAAACUAGUGUGCACAGGGCGUCCAAUUCGGUCUUGUUGAUUAACUGAAACACUUUGCAAUGUAGAAAUAUCGCUUAUCUUAAGAAGAUGAUGGAGUUUUGAUUAAAGCUAUCACUAUUUUGGCGUAGUAAUUAGCUUAGAACUCAUUCUUUAAUGUGGAAUAAUGUUUAAUAAUGUUUAAUGCAAAUUAUGCCUAAUCUAUUUGCUUCAAGAGUAAACAAUGAUAAGUAGAUGUUUAGCUGAAUAUUAAUUUCAUAGUCUUUUAAAAUUAAGUAGGUGACUUUUUGCUAUAUAACUUUUACACCUGAACUCUGAUAACAAUAUAGAAAAUUUUUUGAAAAAUCAUAGGAUUA